This is a messenger RNA of Olea europaea var. sylvestris, 1386 nucleotides long. Its product is annotated as two-component response regulator ARR14-like. The transcript is spliced from 6 exons. The record is from RefSeq and is a predicted model, not a curated record. Lineage: Eukaryota; Viridiplantae; Streptophyta; Magnoliopsida; Lamiales; Oleaceae. Gene Ontology annotation, cellular component: nucleus. Gene Ontology annotation, biological process: regulation of DNA-templated transcription; phosphorelay signal transduction system. Bases 1 to 1386 code for a protein of 461 amino acids. Gene Ontology annotation, molecular function: DNA binding; DNA-binding transcription factor activity.
AUGGCUUGUCCUAACUUGUUAUUGAAUAUGUUGAAAAUGUUUGAAGCCUUAUCAGCUUAUAUAAUGGUGGUCUGGUCUACUUAUUUGAUUGACUAUUAUAUGAUCAAUAAUUGUACAGGCGCACAUAGUAACAAUAUUGAAAACUCUAAUUGUGAGAUGAUUGAGAUAUUUCUUUCCUGUGUUGAACUUGCGUCGACUGCUUUAUCCAUGCUUUCAAGUGGACAGUCACAUUUUGAUCUUGUCAUGGCAAAUAUCGACUCUCCUGACUUACAUGGAUACAAACUCCUCGAACAAGCAAUUAACAUGGACAUACCCAUCAUUUUGAUGUCAGUUGAUGACAAUGAUUUCCUGGCAAUGGGAGCUCUCAAAAAUGGAGCUUUCCUCUCUAUCAAGAAACCAGUUACAGUGGACAUGUUACAUUGCCUUUGGCAACAUGUGCUGAGAGAGAGAAUGAAGCUUUACAGAAAAAUGGAAAUAAUUAUGGGAAUGGAUGCCGCUAACCAUCAUAUCGUUAAAGGAAUUGGUGACGAGAGAAGCAACAUGCAGAACAACAAUUACACUGGAAAGAAGAACAUAUGUGGACAAAACAGUUUGGACAAAGAAUUUGAAUCGGAAAAUCAAAUAAUCAACAAUAUCGUUAAGAGAAAAGUAUGCACUGAGUGGACUCAGGAUCUUCAUGUAAAAUUUAUGGAUGCUGUUGUGCAGCUUGGUGAAGGAAGGUGUUUUCCUAAAGAGAUUCUGGAGCUAAUGAAUGUUCCCGGCCUGACAAGAACACAGGUAGCAAGUCAUCUUCAGAAAUGCCGGAACAACAAUUGGCGAGCUCCUGAAGAGCGAAAAUCUCAACAAAACAAUUCUCCUGCGGACUCUAUAAACAUUGAUGUAUUGAGCCGAAAAAAGCCAAGAAGAUUUGGGUCGAUGCCUCCAAGUAAGAACACUCUGUUGAUUAAAGAGCAUCGUGAAACUGGUCAAAGUUCCAACAUCUAUAUUGCAAAUGAAAACCCAAAUGAUGGUGGACGAGGACAUGAAAAUAUAAAUAUUGCACCAAUAGUAGAUUCCCAUGAGCAAUAUCAUGAGAACUUUGUGUGUGGUCAAAGUAAUGCGAGUACGACCUCGAAUUCUUCUUCAAACUCUAGAUACCCAUUGGAUGAUUUCUUUAGUUUUCCAGACAGGGAUUGUCUGACUCAGAAUUUUUCUGGUAAACAACAAGAAGCUGAAAUGAUAAUGAAUCAAAGACAUUGCCAGAAAACUCUUCAUUUCGACCAAGUUUAUCAUGAAGAGUUUCAGUCCCAUCAGAAUUCAGCAGUGCCAAGUGUGGAAACCAGGAGCCUUGUGACUUCAGAGACGUCAAGCUUUGCAAGAGACUCUUCAGAAACCAGAGGAAAAUAA